GGAGUUGUCAUUUCAGGCGAAGGAGUACUUUGCGCAGUGUUUUUCCUUUUUGAACACAUUUCUCGAGUACAUCUACCGGAAAAACAAGUACGCGGUGGAUUUGAAUAGUGGAAAACUACUUCGCGGAUCGGUUUUCGAACUCCCGGUGCAGAAAAUCUGCUUUCACCUAAUCAAACCCUUCAUGGACGUGGUUGGGCGGAAAGGUGGGACUACAGGUGGCGGAAGUAGAUAUUGCAAGGAAAAAUCCCCCGUCCCCAUAUUAAAAACGUAUCCGUCUGAAAAUUUGUGAUGCAGAUUUGUGACCACAAAUCCUGUCUGUCUUGCAGGAAGGCAAACGCAGAGAGGCCGCCGCGUUAUGCGCGAGAUUUGUCAUGCUCUAAGGCCUACAGGGCAGACGUCUGCUAUGCUAGGCGCCUACACCGAGCGGCCCCUUCCUAGCCUAGCGAUCUGCGUGCAGUCAUCUACUGCAAGACAGAUUUGAUUUGUGUAUACGAGUCCCGCAUCACAGAUUUCCGUUUUGAUAAAUGGGGAGGGGGGAUUUUUCCUUUUGAUAGUAGGGCUGGAGGAUAUCAACUGUCUGUGAAGAACAAAGUGGCGUCGGUUCUGAAACAGGAGUUUCCGGAGGUGUAUUCCACUGUGUUGGAGAUCCAGAAUGUGUUGACCAUUUUACACCCGGCAGACGAGGACGGUUUGGAACAAGAGCUGGGGCUGAUGGUAGCAGGAAGUGCCGGCAAUUUAUCUCAACCGGCGGCUCUUGCGCAGAUAAACAACUUGGGAGGUCCAUCAACCACCAAACCGGCCAAGCGGUCGCGCCAAGUGGAGCAAUCGGUUUUCUACCGGCAUAUCAAAUGUAAAAACGUCUGGGUCUGGAAGAGUGCAUGUUUGUCAUGCUUGUCUGGCAUGAGGCUCAAAUCUGUCAUGCACGUUACCCAAGAGCGCCAUUUCUAUGUCAUGCAGAAACGCAGUUUGUCAUGCAGAAUAGGCAACACCUAGAAGCUCAGAAACUUGUCAUGCUGAGCGAGCACUUGUGGCCUCCUCAUGAUACGCCACUCAGCAUCACAAGUUUCCAGACCCAGACACUUUUGCAAUUCAUACGGCAAAUCCUGGAGCAGCGGGCGGUGGCGUCGGUGCAAUCCUUUCGCGAUAUAAACCUAUCAACUGUAAAAAUGUGUGGGUCUGGAAGGUUGCAACUUGUGAUGCUGUCUUUGGGUUCCAAAAAAAUUUGUAUUGCAUGACUAGCAAAGGGAGUUCAGUUUGCGCUACACGGGGAGGGCAUUUCUCAUGCGGUUGAAGCAUCACAAAGCCCUCUGAAAAUCUGCCAUGCUAGAGCAUGCAUCACAGACAUCAUGGGUCAUUCAAAAUAUGCAUGACAAACGUGGCAAUCUUCCAGACCCAGACGCUUUCGCAUUUGAUAAAGCCUCGCUUUGUCGAAAACAACGACAGAAGAGAAGAUUGUCGCGCAGGCCGCCGCGUCGGUCACGGACUUCAGUGCGAAGGUGUUGCAGCUGCAGGCGUUGUUGGAAACCGCAACGCUGCAGAGCAUCGGGGAACAACAGGACGGACAAGGUGGCGCAGAUAAUUCCGGCUUAUCGGCUGAUGCAGGAGCACAGCCGUCGGUGGUUGAGCAGUCCACUCUGAUGACGACAAAGUUUCGCGCAUUUAUGACAGUGCACAACUCCCCCUUCCCCUCAUUUGUCAUGCAAAAUACCAAAUCCACCCUUUGCCCUGUGGCAUUGCUUGCAUGACAGAUUCCCGAAGCCGAAACAGCACUACGUACAAGCAGUCGCAAGUUUGUCAUGCAAAAGCUGCAUCUGUGCCAGGACUUGUGUUGCUACGGAUGCCAUCCAAAUGAGGGGGAGGGGGGGUUGUGCACGUUUAUAGCGUUUAUCGCGGAAAUCAAAGCCCACGAAGCGGUCCAGCGGGCUAUACAGGCGAGUGGGUCCAGCAGCUACGACUACGAGAAGUAUUUGGGGACUCUGAUCACCCACAGCAUUUCUAAUGUCCAGUUUAUCCCACGAAAAAACUGUUUCACUGUGGUGGUUGUGCGAAAUCUGCAUCACAAGUUUGUUACGCAUGACACUAAAAAUCUGUCAUGCGGGGAUCGUAAGGGAAAACACAGCUAGAAAUCCAUCGUCUUGCAUGUGUAGCAUGACACACAGUUCUGCGAUCUACUUUCUGCAUCACAAGUUCACAGUGAAACAGUUUUUUCUUGCGAUACAGUUAUGCCGGUGGGAAUUGGUGGAUGAGGUGUUGAAGUUGACAACCCAGUGGUAUCAAAGAGAAAAAUCCCCCCUCCCCAUAUCGAAACGAAGUUUCUGAUGCUGGAUUUGCGUACGCAAAUAAGGUCUGUCGUGCUGGAGAGGACUGCAGGCAUAUGCCGAGCCUGAGUCGAGAGGUUUCGACGUAGGCGACUAGCAUGACAGAGGUUGAUGCUGUAAGCCCAACAGCAUCACAAACCGCCCGCAUAAUGCGGCGGACUCUCUGGGCUUGCCUUCUUGCAAGACGGACAGGAUUCGUAGCCACAAAUCUGCAUUACAAAUUCACAGACGGAUGCGUUUUCAAUAUGGGGAGGGUGGAUUUUUCCUUCUGAUAAGUGGCUGACGGACUCUGACGGGAGUGGUACAGACGGUGUAGAGCAAGCAGGUGGCGAUAGCACCAGCACCGACUCCAACCCGGCAGAACCGAACGCGGCGAGGCAAAACGAAAUUCUCCAGCAAAACGGCGUGAAAUUCGCCGCCUCGGUUCUCGAUUCCCACGCACCGUUAUGAGAAUGCACAACUCCCCCUCCCCCUCGUGUGUGUACCAUAACCGGCAUCACAAUCAAUGGCACAAAUGUGGCUGUCGCAUGACAAAUCAGCGUACGGACUGUAAUGCGGUUUGGGCAUCGCGAACGUGUGGUCAUGCAUUUGGUGCCAAACAGCAAGGCGUGGAUUUGGCGUUUUGCAUGACAAAUGAGGGGGAGGGGGAGUUGUGUAAUGUCAUAACCGUAUGACGUGUAUUUGAACGCUCUGCAGCUUUCCAUCGCUUUACUAGACGGAGGGAAUAGAGCCGUGCAGAACGGGUUUCAGGAGUACUUUGAAUCCUCCGACGAUGUGGUCUUUUUCCGCAACAUGUAUCGCAAGGAAAAAGUGUCUUAGUCUCAAUUUGUAAUGCGGAAAUUCCUUGAGACAGUUUUUUUGUCAUGCUCGACAUGCAAGAAAAGGGCACUCUCUACGUGUUUUCUUUUGCAUAUUGCGCAGCACAGGUUUUCCUUGUCAUGCUGAGCAAAUUUGUAUUGCUGAGUCUGCAAAGAUUUGAGAUUGAGACAGUCUUUUCGUACGAUAACAUGCACCGGAUUUUCAACCGGGUUUUGCAUCGGUUGAAGGAGUAUGGAUUGCAAACAUGUCUGGGUCUGGAAGCUUGUGAUGCUAAAAUGUGGAUGAUGGAAACGGUUCCGAAUGCAACACAGCAUGACAACUUUUCAGAACGCUUUCGCAUAGGAAAGCCGCAUGAGCAACUGCGUUUUUGCGUAUCCAAAAGAGGCUGCGACUUUUGUUGGCUAUGCAAUACAGAUUUCCUAGGUAUGGAGAGCUAGCAUUACAAGUUGCAUUCUUCCAGACCCAGACAUUUUUGCAUUGGAUAAGGAGUUUAAGUUGAUCAAACAACGGUUGUUCAACGAAUUAGAGACGAUGGAGACGUUGCGCAUCGGCGACAAAACCUUCAUCUACACCAUCAACCAAGCAAUGGAGUUGUUGAUCAAGUGCCAGCGGUUUUUGCAGUUGUUAUGCGAAGGGCACAACUCCUGGAUGCAGGAAUACCUCCGGGAGCAGGCGGACAACAGUGAGUCGAUUCCAAUCAUCCAGACCUGCUGCGAUUUGGUGUGCAAAAUGGUCGGGCACGGCGUGGGGGGUGCAGGGAACAAUAAUCCAGGUACAACAACUUCUAGUGGAACAUCUGGGAAGAAGAAAGCAACCACCUCCGCAAACGUGGAAAUCUAUUUGAUGGACGUCCUAACCGCGCAGAACCUGCAGCAGUCCUUGGACUUCCUCGUCGAGCUGUCCCAGGGCCCGUGUUCGGCGAAUCAGGAGCAGAUCCUGUUCCACGGCGGGUUGGUAGAAACUUUGGACCGAAUUUUGAACUCGCGGUUCACGUUUUUAGACGUCGUGAGCAAGGAGGAGAAAGAAGGGCAGGAUUUUUACUACGACGGAAGUGCUGGAAAGUUUGCAACUUCGAGUAAGAAGAAGAAAAGAAACACGACAAAUAUUAACGAAGAGGACGAUGCGGAGGGGGCAUCUACAAUGCAACUGGUCGCGGCGAUAACAAAAUCCGACCUUUUCACCUGCUCAAUCCUGCCUGAAAUCCAAGACACUGUAUUGUGAGGAAAAAUCUCCCCUCCCCAUAUCGAAAAGAAUUUUGUGAUGCUGAUUUGUGACCACAAAUGAGUUGUGACCACAAAUCAGCUCUGUCUUGCGUAAAAGGCAAACGGUACCCAUGCGGCGGAGUGUGCAGCCAGUCUUUUAUGCGCGCGCGCACGAAAUCGAGGACGCCAGCGGCUAUGGUGUGCGUGUCUUUUUUAGUUGGCACGCGCGCACGGGCGCGGCGCGCCGGCUUGCCUCUUCUUCAGGUUCGAGGCAGUUCGGGGCGGCCCGGCUUCGCGCUUGUCUGAGUUCGGGGCGCGCCGGCUUGCCUCUUCUUGAGGUUCGGGGCGGUGCGGGGCGCGCCAGAUUGCCACUGCUUGAGGUUCGGGGCGGUUCGGGGCGCGCCGGAUUGCCUCUGCUCCAGGUUCGUGGCGGUUCGGGGCGCGUCGGAUUGCCUCCUCUCCAGGUUCCGGGCGGUUCGGGGCGCGCCGGCUUGUCUCUUCUUCAGGUUCGGGGCGGUUCGGGGCGCGCCGGAUUGCCUCUUCUUCAUUCUUCAGGCUCGGGACAGGUCGGGGCGCGGUGGAUUGCCUCUUCUUGCUAUACGGCUUGCGUUUGUGUACACAAAUCCGGCAACGCAGGUUCUCUUUUGAGUAUGGGGUGGGGGCUUUUUUCACUUUGAUACACUGUUGACAGCCCAUUACCGGAAGCGGAGAUCGUUUUGAUGCUCAAGCAGUCCGCAGCGACCCUUCUAAACGCGCUGCUAGAUUAUCAAACGCAAAAGUGUCUGGGUCUGGAAGAAUGCCACACUUGUCAUGCAGAUUUUACAUGACCCGGGACGCCUGUAAUGGAUGACCUGGCAUCACAGAUUUUUAGUGGGCUUUCUGAUGCCUAUCCCGCAUGAGAGAUGCCCUCUCCAUGUAGCACAAACUGGACCCCUCUUGCUGAUCAUGCAGUACAGAUUUUUUUAGAAUGCAGAGACAGCAUCACAAGUUUAGAAUCUUCCAGACCCAGACAUUUUUACAUUUGAUAUAGAAAUCCGGACGGACGCGGUGUCCGUCCGGAUCUUGGCGAUCCGGUUGGAUUAUCAACUGCAAAAAUGUCUGGGUCUGAAAGAUUGCCAGGUUUGUCAUGCGGGUUUUCCAUGACCGAUGAGGUCUGGUAUGUAGGACAUAGCAUGACAGACUCUGUGAGAGUUCUAUCAUGCUUAUCCUGCAUGAGAAACUGCCUCUCGAUUAGAUCAAAAGUAGACAGCUUUGGGUAAUCACGCAACACAGAUUUUUACAUGAUUUAGAUUUGGCAUGACAAGUUGCUUUGUUCCAGACCCAGACACUUUUGCAUUUGAUAUGGAUCCGAUCACGGUGAAAAAGCGGAUCUUCUUUCACUACGUGAAAUUUCUGCAAGAAAACUGCGACUACGACGGAAAUUUGCUGGAAGACCUGUUGCAGGUCAGCAUGGCAAGUAGCGCGAGCAGCGUUGCAUCCUCUUCUUCAUCGUCCACUUCUACCCAGGAAGAGCUCCUGGACUUGGUUAAGUGGAAGGUGGAGAAGUGCAAGAAAGCCUACUGUAUCAACUGCGAAAAUGUCUGGGUCUGGAACAAUGCAAACUUGUCAUGCUCGGCCGGCAAUGCACAAAAGUCUGUCAUGUUUGUUGCGCUACAGCGCCACGUGUUUGCCAUGCAAAAAGGACAUUUGUCAUGCGAUUAACGCUAGACGUAGCUGCUACCCAGAAACCUGUCAUGCGCGGCUCCGCCAUACAGUGUCCGUUUCAUUCGAACAUUAGCAUGACAAGUUUCAUCCAGACCCAGACAUAUUUGCAAUGUAUAUACGGGGAGCUCUCCUUCUCCUCCGAUGACGAUCUGCGCACGUCCAUUGGCGAGGCGUUGGAUAGCAAAAUGAAAAAUCUCCCCUCCCUAUGUCAAAACGGGGAUUUGUGUAGCAUAGUUUGUGAUGACAAAUCACGUUGCCAUGCUAGAACCGAAGAGAUGCGGACUGUGGUACUGGCUGGGGUUGGAAGCCCUUGCAUCUUCAGCAUGACAGGGAGCAACUGGAAGCGCAAAACAGCAUAACAGACUACCUGCAAGCGAGGCCGCAACUGCGUCUCUUGGCCUUCUAGCACUACAACGCGGCUUGUGUAUGCAAAUACAGCAUCACAGAUUUCCUUUCUGAUAUGGGGGGGGAGUUUUCCUCACAAUAUUGGACUUGGUGAUUUUGCUCCGGAACAUGGUAUCAACUGCAAAAAUGUCUGGGUCUGGAAACUUGUAAUGCUGCGUUGGGAAUAGUGAAUGCUCUGUAAUGCACAGGCAGCAUGAGAAAUAUCUGCGCUUCUUUGGGUUGCGUUUUUCGCAUGACAAACCUCGCCUUUGCAUGACAGGCAAAAGGGUCUCGUCUUGGGCACGCAUCACAAACUUUUUGGUCAUGCCAGACAAGCAUGACAAAUCUCGCGAUCUUCCAGACCCAGACAUUUUUACAGUUGAUACAUGGACCUGAUCGCCAAUACGUACAUUGGAAUCGGAUAUGCAUCGCAAAUAUUGCUGGAUCUGGAUUUGUCAUGCCAGAGCUAGAGGACAGGAAGAUCUGUCAUGCAUGAAAACGAUGGGCCAAUUUGUUGUCGUGCUGCAAGAAGUCAGUUUCUCGUGCGUUUCCUGAAUGAAGACAAUGACUGCGCAAUUACAACAAUCUACGAAAAAUAUAAACUUCUCAUGCUGUUAUGCUCUACAAGUAGUCAAUCUGCAACGCCAGUGUCAGCAACACAAGUCUCCAGACGCAGUGAUAUUUGCAUUGCAUGAUGGAUCCCACCGAGAGCCGAUGACGGAACACUUCUUAGCCGCGGUGGCGCCAACGGGGACCUCAACUACUAGUAGCGACAACGAGGUUAUUCCUGGUGCAACUGGAACCGCAAUCACCUCUUCGACCGCGAUAGAUUUGCUUUACGACACGGCGUAUGAUUUUUUCUUCUCCCUCACCGCGGGAGUCGAAGUGUGUCUCUCAAACGCGGACAACAAAAUUUCCCGGCUCUUCUUCGUCAAGCCCCUUGCUUGCAAGUACGCGUUGCAAUCUACGAAGAGAGAGCUCCUCACUUCCGUCCCAGUGACGAACCCGCAGACGAAGCUGCAAUUUCUGUGCGACUUCGGAAAACGGGUGCUGCGGGAAUGCCAGGCUACCCAGUCGCUUUCGACGUUGAAGGUGGACAUUCCCCUACCGGUGAUGUCAUUGCCGGCGGAUUUUUUACACUUCCACCCGUUACACUUCUUCUUCCGGAACGAACAGAAAAAUCUGCAAUUCCUGAUCUGGCUGAGCUUGAUGAUCGCGUUAGUGAUCAACUUAGUUUUGAUCUGCACGUUAAACCGGACAAGAGGAUACAGCAACGCACCAGUGACGUACCAGUUUCACUUACCGAUAUGCAUUGCAAAUAUGUCUGGGUCUGGAAGAGUGCAAGUUUGUCAUGCUUGUCUCACAUGAAUCUUGAAUCUGUAAUGCGUGAGCAGGAAAAGAACCUCUUGCCUGUCAGACAAAAAUGUAGUUUGUCAUGCGGAAAGCGAAACACGAAGGAGCCCAGAACCUUGUCACGCGUGGCUUCCUAAUGCAGUUUCCCCACAAAUCCUAAAUUAGCAUCACACGUCUCCAGACCCAGAUCAUACAUUUGCAAUGCAUAACCGGGUGUGAUUGUGGAUAACUUCUUUUCCCUUCUCUUCCCGAAGUCCUUCGUGCGCGCGGAACCGAGGUUGAGCGAGAAAGAAGAAGCGUACGCAGAAAACACCGGGUUUUUCGGGUCGCUUUUUUUUGGUUCGGGGGCUGAGCACCACUAUCACGAGAAAAAAGUGUUACAGUUACACAUUUGUUGGAGUUUCUGCAUCACAAAUUUUCUCUGUGUGGCAGAGAAAACUUGUAAUGCGAAGAUCAUAAGGGAAAACAGGAAGGAAACGAGGCUUCGAAGCAUUUCCUGCAUGAGAAAGGUUGUCUCUGUUGCUAGUCUUGCAUGACAAUGUGUAACUGUAACACUUUUUUCUUGCGAUAACCACUACCACCACUACAGCGCAUUUGAGUCCGAGCCCUUCGAGGUGACGCUUUUUCCGGAUAAAAUCGUCCGGGACCUCGGGUUCCUGAGUCUUUUGAUCGCCGGCAUGCGACUGUCUAUUCGGGCGAUGCUGUACUUUCCGAUUGCGUUCGACGAGGAGACGGAGAAGUGGUGCGAAGAGACAAACUCAGGAGUUGCUUCUGCCUCGUCCAGAAGAAAGCAAAAUUCAAUGACGGCCGGAAUCUCUUAUGGCAAGUUUUUCCACUCUAUUUUUCAAAUCCUUUCGGCCAUCAUCCUCGCAAUUCUGGUCGGAAACAACUUGGUCGGCUCGCACGCCAUCACGUUCGCCUUUCUCGCGAUUUUCUUGGCGCUUCUCGCGAACUACUGGGAGGUAUGACAAUACACAACUUCCCCUCCCCCUCAUUUAUCAUGCAAAAUAGCUAAUUAACGCCUUGCCUCUUGGCACUGUCUGCAUGACAAGUUCUGGCAAUUCAAAUGGCACUACACUCCUGUCCAAAUUUGUCAUGCAAAACCUGUAUCCUUGUUGACGCUUGUAAUGCUGUUCAUGCAAUACAAAUGAGGGGGAGGGGGAGUUGUGCACUUUCAUAGGAGCUGAGUGAGAAGAAAAAGUCCGGCACGUUCGCGACCAACUCUCCGAAGAUUUUUGUCAAGUCCCUGAUCACGAUAACGAAGCAGGAACCGCUGUUGCGGGCGCUGGUGUUGUUCAUUCUGUCAAUAUUGGCGCUGACCACGAACGUGUCCCAUGAAAAAGCUGUUUCAUUGUGAUGAUUUUGCAAGAUCUGCAUCACAAGUUUGUUGCACAUGACGCUAAAAAUUUGUCAUGCGCGCUUGCCAAGGGAGAUGCUUGAAAAUCCAAUGUCUUGCAGGUGGUCUAGCAAGACAAAUAGUUCCGUCUUUAAUUUUCUGCAUUACAAGUUCACAGUGAAACAAUUUUUUCUUGCGAUAGAACGAUCCGCAAAGGGGGCUGCACUACUACGCCUUCAUGCUCUUCGACGUGUUUUUCACGCACGAGGUGAUGCGGAACCUGUUCCGGGCGGUGUUAAACCCCAUGAAGCAAUUGAUGUUCACGGGGUUGAUGAUGGCCAUCGUGCUCUACGCCUUCGCCCUGACCGCCUACAGUCCGCUGGGGUUCGGCACGGAAUAUCUCGCGUUCUCGAUUUCGUCUCCGGACGCAGACGGGGCGAUGGGGUUUGGAACAGCUACCACCUCAAGUGGAAGCGCAGCCGCCACUACCGCGUCGGCGAGUAGUAUCGGCGGCAAAGGGACGUUGCCGCAAGUAGCGGGUGGGAAGGGUUCUUCUGCGGUUUUGGCUGCUCCGCCAGCGACAAGCAACGCUGUCGCGACGGUUAACAAUGAAUAUACGCAUAGUAGUGCAGCAGCAGCGCGGCAGCUGAUGGGAACUGCAGGAACAACAGGCGGCGGUAGCAGCUCGAGCAUGACAAGUAGUUCCGGGUCCGAGUCAUCUUCUAAUUGGGCCAGCAACGCGCCGUAUGGAUUGCAAAUAUGCCUGGGUCUGGAAGAGUGGAACUUGUAAUGCUGUCUGCGGAUUCUAAAACGAUCUGUGUUGCAUGAGCAGCAUCAGGAGUCAGUUCUUGGCACGCGGAGAGGGCUUGCAUUUCUCAUGCGUAAUUAGCAUCAAGAAGCUCUCAAAAAAUCAGUGAUGCUAGCGCCAGCAUCACAGACCUCACGGGUCAGGCAAAAUGUGCAUGACAAGCCUUGACUCUUCCAGACAUCCAGGGAUUUUUGCAGUUGAUACGCCGGAGAUGCUGUCCUGGUUUUUCGUGACAACCUACGACAUUAUAUGCAAGAAAAAAAGUGUAAGUGUUACAGUCACACAUUGUGUUGCAGGCCAUGCAAGACAGACACGUUUGUCAUGCCGGAUAUGCAUAAGAGCGUUGCUUCAUACGUGUUUUCCCUAUAUGUUUUCUGCAUUGCAAGUUUUCUCUCUCAUGCAGAGGAAAUUUGUGUUGCGGAAUUCACAACAAGUGUGUAACUGUACUUAACACUUUCUUCGUUGGAUACAUUAUGGUGCCCGGCCCGACGCUGCCCAUUUCCAAUGCCGACGAGUUUCACAACCGCUUCGCAUUUGACGUGUUGUUCUACGUGAUCAUCGAAGUGGUUCUGAUGAACAUUAUCUUCGGUAUCAUCAUCGACACUUUUGGCGCUCUGCGCGACGAAACGAACAGCCGACAGGACCACCUACAGAACUACUGCUUCAUCUGCAACAUUUCGCACGGCGAAAUCGAGCAUCGACUCCGGGAAAUUCGAGCGAUGAAGGAGGCCAAGGCUACUUCUUCCAGCGUGGACAGUGGUAUCACGAGUAACAAGCAAAACAACAAGAGGAGUUCCUCUAGUACAACACAAACACAGACCUUCGAGGAACACAUCAAACACGAACACAAUCUGUGGGACUACUUGUUUUUCCUGUUCUACGUCCUUUCGAAAGACCCCACGACGUUCACCGGCCCAGAGCAAACAGUGUACAAAAUGCUGUCGACUGAUGACUUAUAUGCAUUGCAAAAGCAUCGUACUUAGUAUAAAUUGCAUUACAAAUAAUUACCUCAGCAUUACAGUUGAAACUUGUAAUGCGGAUAUACCUCUUAAGACAAAGAUUUGUACAUGCGUGACUGCAAAAAAUUUUUACUACUAGUGCGGUGCUUUUGCAAUUCAUAACCUGUCGUUCUUCCCAGUGGAAAAGGCUUUGUGCUUGCAGAAAGACCAACAGCUGUCAGCGCAGGGUGGAGAGCAAACUGCGGAGGAGGGCGGGGGUGCGGAAGGGAAGUAG
Amoebophrya sp. A120 is the source of this 11157-nucleotide messenger RNA. Lineage: Eukaryota; Dinophyceae; Syndiniales; Amoebophryaceae. The record is from the annotation of a GenBank genome assembly.